Molecule: messenger RNA, 2412 nt
Organism: Nematostella vectensis (starlet sea anemone)
Lineage: Eukaryota; Metazoa; Cnidaria; Anthozoa; Actiniaria; Edwardsiidae
Product: beta-2 adrenergic receptor
Exons: 3
Coding region: 734-1693 (319 amino acids)
Biological process (GO): G protein-coupled receptor signaling pathway
Cellular component (GO): membrane
Molecular function (GO): G protein-coupled receptor activity
Source: RefSeq, a predicted model, not a curated record
CUGGGCAAUAUUCAUUAGUAGAAAUGUCCGUCAGUCUAUUUGUAAAACCCCUGAAAUAUCCUGUUUGCACUCCGCACGACAAAUUUUCCAGUCUCAUGGGAUGGGGGAAGCGAUGCGCAUUUUAUCAUAUUUUAAUGUUGAAAUUUUGAAUAUUAUUGAAAAAACUGCCACCAUUUCAUAAGAAUGAAUUAUUUGCUUUUAUGAACUAUAUGGAAUAGAAUCCAGAAAGUGUCUUAACUCCAAAUGAGUUUUUCCGCUAAGUCCAGCUUUUCAGGAUUUCCAUAUGAGUUCAUUAUUGACGACAUUGCUGAAUUACAAUCUAAAUGUGCACUCAUGGGAAAAGACUGUCUAACCACUUGUUUCGCUUUGUUUUUGCUUCUUCCAAUUUUUGAGGCAGGUGCGAAACUGACAGGUGCAAAUAGACGAGCGUCAUCAAAGUAAGCCUUGCGACGCCUCGUCCUCUGUUGUCAAAUAGUGACGUCACUAACCGACAAGCCGCUCAGCCAAUAGUAGUCCAGACCUGGGACUCUCUUUGCGCUCGACAUUCUGGCCUAAGCCAAUAGAAGCCAGUGAACGAGGCUAAGCCUUGCGCACUUCUGAGAAAGACCUCUCUCCACCACACUUGAGCAGGACAAAUUUACUAAUUAUGACCGAAAGAAAAGAACAGGAAACUUGGCAGUAAAGCAGAUAAGUCUGUCAGCGUCACAACCCACUGAGGACUAAUGUCCUAAAGAUGAACUUCUCGUCACAAUUCGACGGAAAUUUCAGUGAUGCAUUUAGUGGUAUUUGUAUAAACUCCGAUGCCCGGAUACCAGAGUAUCAAGAAUUCGCCAGGAAUAACUCCGAGUUCGCGGCGCUCCUAGCCGCUGUGAACACCGCUCUACCUGUACUAUCUGUCGGAGGUAACGCGCUGGUAAUGAUGACGAUCGCUCUUGUCCGUGAACUGCGAGUCCCCGCCAAUCUCCUAUUGUUCAGCCUUGCCGCCAACGAUGUCCUGACUGGAAUUGUCAUUCAAACCGCACACGCUGGUACCAUCAUCCGAGUUCUAUUAGAACCACAUGGACAACUUUGUCAGUCAGACUUUAGACUGCUGCUAGAUAUCGUUGGAAGUUUGUCUAUUACAUGUGGCUUGACUACACUCUGUCUUGCUACUGUUGACCGCUUCAUUGCGAUCACUCGGCCGUUACGCUACAUCACAUUGGUGACCAAGAGCAAGACCUACACUGCUAUCGUAAUCUCGAGCAUCGCAUGCCUGGCGCUCUCCCUGAUCCGCGUGUUCUUGACGCCUUAUUUCCCCGCCGUGGUGACCCUUUGGUACCUGUAUCUUCUGUGCCUCUGCGUCAUCAUGGUGUUUCUGCAUUUGCGCCUCUAUCGCAUCUCGCGCAAGCACUCCAUCGCCAUCGCUGCCGAGAACAAGCGCUUCGAUCCCGCGGUGAACACCCUCUCGGAGCGCAAGGCUCUGAAAACUGUUCUCAUCAUUACAUUGACUCUGGUUUUCUGCUUUGUUCCGGUCUCCCUGUUCGGCAUCCUAGUAAAAGGGAUAGGGACUGAAGAAGUCAGAAUCAACCUGGUGCCUCUUUUCGUAACGCUGUUACUUAUGGCUCCGAGUAUAAACCCCUUCGUAUACUUCAUCUUCAGCGCGAAAAUUAGAAGGAGGAUCUGCAAGUUGGCGAAACGAUUCUUCAGGAAAUAAAUAAUUUGAUUAACCCUGAAGUGCAGAAUGUUCACUUUUAUUUUCAAGAAACCUACACAAAUCCUCAAAAGUGAAGGAGGUGAGGCAACCGGAAGAAAACGGAAAAAAAAAAUAACACACUCAAGGGUCCAGGGACCCUAUAACGGGUCCAGGGACCCUAUAAAAGGGGUGGACAAACUAGAAAAUGGGUAAAUGGUGCUAGAGGAAUUUUAGGCUGAAGUAUAUAAUACACCUGUGUACAUAUUACAACUGAAGAGAUGACAUUGUUGUACAGAACUUUGAACUGGAUCAAAGAGACGUUUUUGUACUUUUAAUUCUAACCGAAGACAGGGCUUAUCCCUUAUUUUUAAAAAAAAAAAAACAAGAAUUCCAAACAUGAUUUAUACCCGAUUUAGCUAGAUCACGGCUGGUGGUUGAUCUGCGCCAUGCGCGGACAAAAUGCAGAUCGCUCCGAGUGUGUCGAGUUUCGGCAGCAUCUCAUUUCUUUUUUCGCCCCUUUUUGUCAAUGAUGAAAAGAAAUAAAGCUCUAUCGUUGUCUUCACAAGACAUGGUGACAUGUUUUAUUCAAAACCUACUGUAAACAAUGGUCGUGUUUUGACUCCGCCUCUCAUUUUGAAGGGAGUAAAAAGAGGUGGGAGCAUUGUUUUGAAGUAUCCCGUAAUACACCUUCCACCAUUUUUACCUGUGUAACAAGAAUUUAACAAAAUGUUUUAAUCAAA